AUGCUCUCGUGUUUUUUUUAUGACGUGACCGACGCCGCCAGUCCCUUCCGGGUUACCUCUAGAGGUGAGAAGAACUCUCGUAUCCUUCAUGGAACACGCAGGGACGUUGUGAGCGUGGAUCGCCUCAAAGCUGUACUCCCGGACUUUCCACCGUACGAGCUCUAUGGUCCCCAUUUUCCCUGUUCCCCGACGCUCUAUCCAUCUGUUCCGUCUUCCAUCAUCUCUACUGCCAUCGAUCCCCAACCCCCAACAUUCCUACCACAAGUUACUCUUUCCCUGCACUUGUCGCAUACAUUUCCCGCAGUGUAA
This is a messenger RNA of Dibothriocephalus latus, 309 nucleotides long. The record is from the annotation of a GenBank genome assembly. Lineage: Eukaryota; Metazoa; Platyhelminthes; Cestoda; Diphyllobothriidea; Diphyllobothriidae.